Saccostrea echinata is the source of this 2841-nucleotide messenger RNA. Its product is annotated as myosin-11-like. The transcript has 19 exons. The record is from RefSeq and is a predicted model, not a curated record. Bases 67 to 2727 code for a protein of 886 amino acids. NCBI's taxonomy places the organism in Eukaryota, Metazoa, Mollusca, Bivalvia, Ostreida, Ostreidae.
UUCCGGUGUAUUGGCCAAUCAAAAGGCACGACAGAUAACAAGGCUCCUUCGAUACCCAUAAACAACAUGGCGGAACAGGUCUGGAAUGACAGUACUUAUGGAAGUUUCUAUCCAUACUUGUGGAGAGAUGUUCAACCACCUGUCGCCACCCAGUUUCCAUCCAAGUAUGCCUAUCUUCCUGAAAUAAAUUCCCCCAGACCAGAUAAAAGUCUUGUUCCACUAAACGGACGGAAAGCUAGUCCAGCUGGAAUUAAUCCAAACUUUGACUUUGAUGCAGAUGAACGAAUUCGCCAGUUAGAAGUUCGACUAAAUGUUGCAGAAAAAUCAAACCGAGCCCUUCUGGAGGAGGUGCUCAGACUACAGAGUGAUGUCAAAUCCUCAAAUCGUAGAAAUGAGGAGGUUUUGCGAGAGGAAAAGGGCUCGCGACAUAAUCUGGAGUCUGCCAUGAAAAUAAACAACGAACUCAUCUCCCAGUUAAGUGCUAGAAUCAAAGAUGCUGAGGAAAAGCUGGCAGAAGAGAAAACAUCCUUGUCAUCACUUGUCAAUCACACAAAAGGGGUGGAGCAAGCUGUCAAAAGUAGUCAAAAUGAACUGAUUGCCAAAAAAGAUGUGCAAUCUCAAAAACUUGUGGAGAUGCGAGCAGAGAUGGAGGACUUACAAGGUGCUAAAAACCAGCUGGAGCGAAUUUGUUUUUCCAUGGCUGAUGAUAUCAGAAACCUAAAAAUGAAAGUAGAACAACAGUCAGCAGAGCUUGGCACAGUCUCCUCAGACCUCAGAAAUAGGUCCAAAAAACUAGAGGAUGACAACAGAAAUCAGCUGGAGGCCCUCAGGAAAACAUCCACCAUCCAAUCACAGUCAGACCAACAGACAACACAACUCAAGGGCCAGGUGGAAACCAGAUUAUCAGAACUCCGAGAUGUCUUGGUGGAUGUGAGAGCUAAACAGGAGUCUGAACUCACAGAGAGAAGGAACCUGGAGCAACAAAUGUCAAAAAAAAUUUAUGAAUUACAACAAGCUCUGAGUGAAGCAAAUAGAAGAAGAGAAGAGGGCAUUCAUGCAAUGGACAUUUUACUGAGAGAAAAAGACCACAUCAAUCAGGCUGAAAAACUCAAUCUGACAUCGAAAGUGGCUGAUACUGUAGAGGAUGUCAACAAAAAACUCCUAUCCAAGGAAAUCAAACUGAGGGAGGAGAUGCAAGAAAGAUACCUACAGCUAGAGAGGCUAACUCAGCAAGAACAACAGAACAGGAGGGACUCUGAACGAGCAUUGAGGGAGGACAUCGAUCGGAAAUUCCUCACCCUCAAACACGCCACGGAGGAACUCAACCUAGACAUCAAAGAGCAGUUCAAGCACGAGAAAGCCAAAACAAAAGAAACAAUUUCAAAAUUAGAUGAGUCCAUUUCAAUAGUAGAAAAGCAAGCUGUAGAGAACAGGAAACAGUUUGAGAAAGUGAUGGGUGCUGAAAUUAGUCAGAGGAAGCUACAUGAGGCAAGUACCAUGGAGAAGUUAGCCAGUGUCAAUGAGAAGUUACAGAUAGCUACCUCAUCCCUCCAGCAGUCAAUCGGGGGGAUCACUCAGACCAUGGCUAGCCAGAGUGAAAAGUUGAAGAGAGAGAUGCGAACAUUAAUGUUGGAGCAAAAGGAGGCCAGUACAAGGGCUAUGACUGACCUGGAUGCCAGGAUGGGCUACAUGAAGACACGCAUGAAUGAUUUUGAGGAGAAGCUGGAGUCACGUGUUGCGUCUGAAAAAGAACAAAUGGAGGCUACUGCAGUCUUGUCUCAGAACCUUAGAGAAAAGGUGGACGCCAUCUCAAUUUGGCAGGACACCACACAACAGACCAUUAAAGAGCUGUCCACUAACGUCAAUAAGCUACCGGAGGAGCUGUAUGCUCUUCAAGAAAAGCAGACACUUAUGAAGACGGACAUGACCAGUCGAUUUACUGCUGAGUCUGAAGCCAGAACAAAGGAGAUUGAACAUCUGAAGGCAGAGCUUCAGAGCUUGAAAGAGAGGCACGAUCCACUUCCUGCCACCAAAUCUGACCUGGAUAAUCUCACGGCUGCAGCUUCAGAUGAUCCUAGGGUACAGGGCAGUGUUCGUAAGUUGGCAGACUCCAUACAAACAGUAAAGACUGUGCUAGGAAUGAAGAUACAGUCAGAACAGAAACUGAGGGUAUCAGGAUUAGAGAACCUGCAGGUUCAAGUGAAUCAACUCAAAGCAAAUGUUGGCAUGGGCAACAUUUAUACUGGUCAGCCAGAUUAUCGUCAAGAAAAUGACCUUGACACUGGCUUAGGGUCAUGGGAUGACCCCACACCCAAUACUAGCUCUAGUAAAAACCCUAGUUCUAGUGCAGACCAACACCCAACUACAUCUCGGGGUGAUGGAAAAGACAGCAACACACAAAUGGGGACAAUUCCUGAAGGUGGGGAAACCAGUAGAAAGACCCCAGUCUCUCCCAGCAGAGGGGGUAAGACAAAAACUCCAACCAAUAGCCGAACAGUAACACCUUCUAAGAGUAGGAAUGUCACCCCCACUCAAUCACGAAAUAACACACCAACACAACACUCUAGAAAUGUUACACCUAACACAAAUCGAAAGAAGAGUCCAGCUCCAUCUACUGGUAAAGAUGGUAGCAAUACUAACCGGGAUGGAAACCAGGCCAAUAACCAAGAUGGGAACCAAGCAACACAAAAUGGAGACCAGACAACCAAUAGUUUAGCAGAUGUAUAGACUGUUGUAGUGAUGGUCAAAGUGGAAAUCCAGGUUAACAUAUAUUCUUUGGAAAGUCCGACAGCAAAAGGCAAAUUCAAAUACACAUGGACAGUCAUCAUCUGGCGUGAAUUC